AUGUCAACCAAAAAGAUCGAGCAAUGGGAGAUUGAGCGCUAUUGGGAGAUCUUCGCCUCCCUCUCUAAUGGCCAAUCCCGCCUCAACAGCACCCAGGCUGCCUCAGUCCUGCGCAACAGCCGCCUGCGCGAUGACCAGCUCGAGAAGGUCUGGGACAUUGCGGACGUCGAUGGCGACGGCGAGCUGGACUUUGAAGAAUUCUGCGUAGCCAUGCGCCUGGUCUUUGAUCUGGUCAACGGUGAGCUACAAGAGGUCCCGCCCGUGCUACCCGACUGGCUCGUCCCUGAAUCCAAAUCACAUCUCGUCCACGCCACGAAGGCAUUAAGCAGCCGACCGGAACAAUUCGAGCGGAUAGAAGACGAGGACGACACGCUCGGCCUGAAGGAUGGCUUCGAUUGGUACAUGAAACCGGCCGAUCGGUCCAAGUACGAGGACAUCUAUAAUGCCAGCCGGAACCCACGCGGCCAGAUUACCUUCGAUUCACUAAGCGCCCUAUACGACUCACUUGAUGUCCCCGACACUGACGUCCGUUCCGCUUGGAACCUCGUCAACCCUUCCGCUGGCCAGGCAAUCAAUAAAGACUCCGCCCUCGCUUUCCUCCACAUUCUAAAUUACCGACACGAGGGCUUCCGCAUCCCGCGCACAAUCCCCGCAUCCCUCCGCGCCUCCUUCGAGAGCAACCAGAUCGACUACCAAAUCGACAACAACACGAAGCCUGCGCAACGCUGGGCUGGCGAGGGAAACACCGAGACGACAAGCGGCCGCAAGGCCAAAUUCGGCGACACUUAUCUGAGCCGACUGGGCGUUGGCGGUAAGGGUUCCUAUCAGCCCAAGGGCACGGACUUUGGCGAGACGAUCCAGGACGAGGAGUGGGAGAAGGUGCGGCUGCGUCGGGAGCUGUUUGAGAUUGAGGAGAAGUUGAAGGCGGCUACACAGGCUAGCGAGAGCCGGCGCGAUCAGCCACGGAAUGAUGGAAGGUCGAACUGGGUUCUUAUUAAGAAGGAAGCGCUGCAGCUUUUGGAGUAUAAGGAGCGCGAGUUGAGGGAAUUGAGGGAAGGAGUUGGGCGGUCGAAGGAUGGCCAGGAUUUGGAGCGCUUAAGGGAGGAUGUGAAGACUGUUGCCGAUCAGGUUGAGGGGUUGAAGAGCCAUUUGGCGCAGCGCAAGGGAGUCCUUGCAGAUCUGCGAGACGAGAUUCAAGAUGAGAGGGCUCGGCGAUGA
Molecule: messenger RNA, 1218 nt
Organism: Penicillium verhagenii
Lineage: Eukaryota; Fungi; Ascomycota; Eurotiomycetes; Eurotiales; Aspergillaceae
Gene: end3
Product: cytoskeletal adaptor protein SagA
Exons: 3
Coding region: 1-1218 (405 amino acids)
Biological process (GO): endosomal transport; actin filament organization; actin cortical patch assembly
Cellular component (GO): mating projection tip; cytoplasm; actin cortical patch
Molecular function (GO): calcium ion binding; protein binding
Source: RefSeq, a predicted model, not a curated record